GUGUGAGUGUGUGCUGUGUAUCUGCUUUUAUUGUGGUUGAUUAACCAAUGUGAAAUCCUAUUUUGGUUCUAAGUCAUCAUUCGAAUAGUUUUUGCAUAUGCUCUCAGUUUCCCGAUCGCUGAUCAUUUUCGAGAACCAACCAUUUGAACAUAUCGGACAAUGAGUGACGCGGAUUUGGAACGUAUUCGGCAACAGCGGAUGGCCCAAAUGCAAUCUCAAUUUGGUGGUGGCAAUGAUGCUGAAAAGCAGAAGGCACAGGAAGACCGACAGCGACAACAGGAAGAUGCAAAAAAUUCCAUGCUGUCACAGCUAUUAGAUCAAAACGCACGAGCUAGACUGAAUACGCUUAAGAUUAGCAAGCCGGAGAAAGCUCAAAUGGUCGAAGGAAUGAUUAUUCGAAUGGCUCAAUCGGGUCAAAUACCCGGUAGACUGGACGACGAACAAUUGAUUCAGCUGUUGGAAAGUCUGAAUCAGCAAAUGCCCAAAAGCAAUUCGACGGUCAAAUUCGAUCGACGUAGAGCUGCCAUGGAUUCCAGUGAUGACGAAGAUUAUGGUUUAUGAGUGAGGAGCAAUUGAAGAGACAAUGUGGAAUGUCACACCUAUUCGCACGUUUCAUGUAUCAUGUACACAUUUACUCAAUCCUCAUCACUACACAACUUUUAACGGUAAAAUGUGUGUGUUGCUUACAAUUAAAAAAAUUUAAAUUUCGAAAAGAAACAGCUUAGUUCACAGAA
Messenger RNA from Bradysia coprophila, 734 nucleotides. It is a transcript of the gene PDCD-5, whose product is annotated as programmed cell death 5. Gene Ontology annotation, molecular function: DNA binding. NCBI's taxonomy places the organism in Eukaryota, Metazoa, Arthropoda, Insecta, Diptera, Sciaridae. The record is from RefSeq and is a predicted model, not a curated record. Gene Ontology annotation, cellular component: cytosol; nucleus.